This is a messenger RNA of Oncorhynchus masou masou (cherry salmon), 4845 nucleotides long. RefSeq names its product zinc finger protein 501-like. Gene Ontology annotation, molecular function: RNA polymerase II cis-regulatory region sequence-specific DNA binding; DNA-binding transcription factor activity, RNA polymerase II-specific. The transcript has 2 exons. Bases 51 to 1169 code for a protein of 372 amino acids. The record is from RefSeq and is a predicted model, not a curated record. Gene Ontology annotation, biological process: regulation of transcription by RNA polymerase II. NCBI's taxonomy places the organism in Eukaryota, Metazoa, Chordata, Actinopteri, Salmoniformes, Salmonidae.
AAGAAGAAGAAGAAAUAACACACUAGAUAGCUACCAACCAUUGUGUGAAAAUGUCUAAUAUAGAGUUGUUGAGAUUGAUUUUCAACGAACGAUUUAGAGCGUGUCCUAAACUAUUCAGAGCUGUUGAAAAGACCAUAACAGAGUACCAGGAAAAUGUUUCCCCAUCGAAAGAGGAGAACGACUGUGUAAAGAGGCUGCUUGAUUUCAUCCUUCUACCAGAGAUACAGUUACAUAGAGCAGAUCUCCAGAAAACCACAGUCUCUGAAGAGGAGGUUUACCUUGAGCAGAACCAUUGUGAACAAGAAUGUAGCCUCGGUCUGGAGCGGGACUCAAAACCCACACAGAUUAAAGAGGAACAGGAGGAACGUAUGACCAGCCAUGGAGAAGAGCCAUUUCAAGAGCUGAAGAAUGAUAAAGACUCUGUAUUCAUUCCUUUCAGUGUGAAAAGUGAGUAUGACGAGUCCUCACAUCUGAGCAUAACCCGAAGUAAAGAAUACAAAGACCGAGACCCCUCCACUAAACAGAUCAAAACAGAACCUGGGGAAGAGGACUCAUCAGAACUAGCCAGUGACUAUAAGCCCAUCACUGCAGUAAAUCCAGCCUGUUCUACAGCUCAGAGUGAAAAUAGUGAAGUUAUUGACUGGAAUGAGAGUGAAGGACCUCUGUCAGCUUUGAAGCCGCGGAAAUCAAAAAGGAUGCGGACAGAAAAAGUACAAAGCUCCCUUAUCAGCUCUCAGGGCAGGAAAUCUGUGGUGUCCCAUCUGAAAUCACCUAUCAGGUCCAACUCUAAACAAAUUACCCAUAUGAGGAGCUACCUAGAGGAGAAAUUGCAUCGCUGUCAGGAUUGUGGAAAAUGUUUUGCUCGAGGUGGAGUUCUGAAACGGCAUAUGAGGAUCCACACAGGGGAGAAGCCAUAUUGCUGUCAAGAUUGUGGCAAAGCAUUCACCCGAAGUGAUUAUAUGAAACGGCAUAUGAGGAGCCACACAGGGGAGAAGCCGUAUUGCUGCCAUGAUUGUGGCAGAGCAUUCACUCGAAGGGAUUGCAUGACACGGCAUAUGAGGAGUCAUACAGGGGAGAAGCCAUAUUGCUGCCAUGAUUGUGGCAAAGCAUUCACACAUGACACAACAUGUGAGGAGCCACACGGGGGAGAAUCUGUAUUGCUGCCAUGAUUGUGGCAAAGCAUUCACUAGGAGUACACACAUGACACAGCACAUGAGGAGCCACACGGGAGAAAUCGCAUUGCUAUUUUUUUUUCUCAAAAGGGAAAUCUGAAAUCUCAUAUGAAGAGCCACACAGGAGACAAACCACAUCCUUGUCAUCUUUGUAUCAAACAUUUUACUGAAAGAAGUCAUCUGAAAGUGCAUAUGAGGAUUCAUACAGGUGAUAAAUAAUUUCGCUGACAGGAUUGUGACAAAUGUUUCACUCAGCAAUCCAAUCUGAAUAAGCAUAUAAUAAAAUCGCUUAUGAGGAGUCACAGAGGGGAAGAAACCACAUUACUGCUAAAAUAGUAGCAAAUCUUUCACCACUGGUUUCCAACUCACGCAGGGUUUAUGUGUCCUGUCUGAAGAAAAUGCUAGGGAUGCAAGUGUAUUAAACAGUCACAGGAGAAUACACACUGGAGAAAAUAUGUAAAUGCAGUGAUUUGGGAUUCAUGCUUCAAAACAAAUGAAACCCUAAGAGGAUGCAUGGAGAGAAUGCACAAAACAUGACUGUACCGUGUGUGGGCAUCAGACAGAAGAUUGAGAGGUACAUGUUUCAACUUCCAAAUGGAGACACAGUUCUUGUGGGGGUCUGAAUAAAUUAAUGAUUAAUCUCUGAGAAUAUUGCAUGAUGCCCACAGUUGUCUAACAGAGAGAAAUUUGAGGAUUGUUUUGCAACAGGAGUCCCUGCUCAUUAGUUUGACAUACAGGAUAUUUGACUGCAGUCCUCUGUAGAUGCUACUUGAACUCAUCAAUUCACUGCAUUAUUUGAUGUCUGUCCUACUGACCUUGGGGAAACUGGUGGGAAUCAAAAAUCACCUCCACUACAUUUGGACGUUUGAUUUUGACUCCAGCAUAAAAACGUAUAUAAAAUGUUAGCUUUUACUUGGACUCACUUGGCAUAUCAAAAUGAUGUGGAAAAUGAAGGCAGAACCUCAAUGGUUAAGGAGAGAUUAGUUUUGGGAGAUGAGAAAUAAAGUUGACACUUAAAGAUUCUCCUCUUCUUUUCUAAAGUAGGUAUCUCUUUUUAUCUUUAUGUUAGGAAUAUUCUUUGAAACAUUUAAAUAAACAAUUGAUUUUGUUUAUUUGACUGGGCAUGAAAACUAAAAUCCAUAUCAUGCAUGGAUGAUGGAUUUUUAUAAAGUAAAAAUACUUUGAAGUACUACUUUUUAUAUUUUUUGACAACUUUUAGAUUUACUCCACUACUUUUGUAAAGAAAAUAAUGUACUUUCUGUUCCAUACAUGUUCCCUGACACCCAAAAGUAAUCUUUACAUUUUGAACGCUUAGCAGGACAGGAACAUUUACCAAUUCACACAUUUAUCAAGAGAAAAUCCCUGGUCAUCCCUACUGCUUCUGAUCUGGCAGACUCACUAAACACAUGCUACAUUUGUAAAUUAUGUUUGAGUGUGGCCCUGGCUAGCCAUAAAUAAAUAAAUAUUGCUGUCUGUUUUGCUUAAAAUAAGGACUUUGAAAUGAUUUAUACUUUUAUUUUUAAUACUUUAGUAUAUUUAAAACCAAAUACUUUGACUUUCACUCAAGUAGAUUUGUACUGGGUGACUUUCUAUCAAGUAUGAUAAUUGGGUACUUUUUCCACACUGUAAAUAGCAAUAUGAUCAUGGCACACCCCACCACAUCCAUCAAACGGGAGCAAAGAUACUCAACAUACCUCAUACUGUUGAAGAAUGGUGCACUUUACUUACUUUACUUAGUAUUUAUGUUUUUGACAACUUUUACUGCUCUACAUUCCUAAAGAAAAUAUGUACUUUUUACUCCCAUUCAUUUCCUCUGACACCUAAAAGUACUUGUUACAUUUAGAAUUCUGAAGCAAAACAGCAAAAUGGUGCAAUUCAUGGACUUAUCAAGAGAACACGUGGCCAUCCCUAAUGCUUCUGAUCAAAAUGGCGUCUGUGUUGGAGUAUACCAUUCGCUGUCCUUUAAAUGUAAAAAUGUUUUAAUAAUUGUGCCGUCCGGUUUGCUUACCUCUACAUUUGCAUAGGGAGUGAUGUCAGACUUUCUGGCCUAGCCAGAGCCCAGCCUGGGAGGCAGUAUUUAAAAGGGCUGUCAUCACAACCGGCCGUGAUUGGGAGUCCCAUAGGGCGGCGCACAAUUGGCUCAGCGUCGUCUGGGUUAGGGUUUGGCCGGGAUAGGCCGUCAUUGUAAAUACGAAUUUGUUCUUAACUGACUUGCCUUUUUCAAAUAAAGGUUACAUAAAUAAACCGUCUAGCGAAUCCAACAGUUGUGGUUUCAUCUCGCUGUGAUAUUGUCUGCCAGAUUGAGCUCUCACAACAUUAAAAAAUGACAAUCAUUUAACAGAAUUGGAGCAAGACCACUUUCUCUUGGUCACAGACGGACAAAAGGACUUCUUGCUUAAAGUUGAAGUUGUAACGAGUCUGCACACAUUUUAAUGGUGUCUGCCUCUUGGAGGACAUUUUAGUAGACAAUUCUCUGCUCUAAGUUAUAUGAAAUAGUUCCAAAAUUGUACUGUCACUAAGUAUGUUAAAACCAUAAAAUAAAUGAUUAAAGGGGAAAGGUGUUACUAUAUUAAAAUAAUUUCUGUCAUUUCAAGCUCAAUUUUUGGGGGAAUAGGAAAUAAAAAAUAAUUUUUCAUAAUAUUUGAGAUUGAGUCCUCAGAAGUGAGUACACCUCAGCAAUGUAUACAACAAUGUUCAAGACCUUUCUUAAACUAUGCAACAUGACCAGUUAUUGUUUAUGGCCAUCAUGAAAAAUAAUUAUGUUUUGGUAUGUCUAUUUAGGGAGAAAUCUAAAUGUUGACAUAUCAUUCAACUGGUUAUAAGGAAUUUGAUUCAUAGUAAAACCAGUUUUUUUUUUAUUUUACUCAAGUAGUAUUUUACUUGGUGACUAACUUUUACUUGAAUAAUUGUUUACUUAUUAUUUCAUCAUUACUUUUACUCAAGUAUGACAAUUGGGUACUUUUUCCAUCUUUGACCAUUCAAACCAUCACUAAACCUUAGCCUGAAUUUCCAUGGGAGAUUCUCAUUUGGAUUUGCUCAACUCCUGUGUCAUCUCACUCCUUUUUGAAAAAGUUAAGGUAACCAAGAAGGUACAGUGCUAUUUCAGGAUCCUUGGGACAUCCCUACCCUAACCCUUACCCAUUAUGUCAACAUUAAUGAGGUAGGGAUGUCCCAAGGACCCCAGAUAGCACGGACCUAUUGAAAUGUAGCUAUGUAGCCUCUGUUUUCUGUUUGCUAGCUAAUAAGUAUGUUUGUAUGCACAUGUACAGUAUGUUCAUAUUGGUAUACUUACCCAUUCUACUUCCUAUUUUGUUUACCUGUUGCCAAGGAGGCCCUCCAAAUAAGAAGACUGGAGGCCAUUGUUGGUAAGAUUAGCAUUGUUUAUCAAAUGUUUUUCUGUGUUGUCUUAUGUGACCUCUACUGGCAGAUGGUUGAUAAUGGCUUCUAGUUGGUUGUCUCUUGUACUUGUCUUUAUUUUCUAAAAGGGUACAUGGUGGAGAAAUGUGAUUGCAACAAGAAACAGGACCAAGAUACAUGUCAAAGCUGAAUGAAGACAAGGCCUCAAAUGAAUUUAAUAAAAUAAAUAUAUUUGCAUAAUCUUAUUUCUUGUUUGAUAUAACUAGUUAGAAACUUGAGUUAAUAAAAUGUGCACUUGGCAGUUGCAAAGAAAAAG